CAAAUCCCAACUGACCCAGUCGACUCGAUUCCGGCACUCAUCAGCGGAGCGUUGAGUCUCCGUCAACGGCGUCUCUAGUUCUCCCCGCCUCUCCCUCUUAUGUUUUUUGCCAACGUCACCCAUAAGUGUAGUGCUCCGGAAGCAGCCUAUUUCAUUGUUCUCAAAAUUGCUGCUGAAGUAAUCAAUGUGCACCCCUAAAGUAAUUAAUAGCCUAAACCAGUGCUAACAUUACUAAAGUGGCUCGAUGUAAAAGGUGUUAUAUAACACGACUUUCUGUGUAGAAACCCUUAUUUUUCCGUCGUCUUCUUCGUGAAAAGCCUCCACCGACCAACCAUCUCUGUCAUCUUCUCAUAGUUGGAAUGGAAGUCAGAAUCGGGCACAUAGCCCCGAUAUAGGAGAUGACGACACCCAAAAUGUGGAGCCAAAUCAAGUGACAGACCAACAUGUGUUACCGUUUCUAGAUUCAACGAACAACUAUUUAACCCAAAUGGAUUCGUUGUCUAUGAAUCUUCGCCAGGUGACAAUACCCUAACUUAAUGCUAUGAGCUCAUCGAAUGACCAUUUUCAAGAAUAUAAAUAUAACAUAACAUGUUAAGGUAUGACUUGCAUUUCUUGGUUGUUAGUUAAAACCAUUAUCUUGGGCUGCAGACCAAGUAGUUGUUUUAUUCUGUUAAGUCAAGAUCAGUUAGUUAGGUUAUCUAUAGGUCUUUAUUUGUAAGCCUUAUAUCUAUAAAAGGCAUAGAUUAGUUCAGAGAAAAAAUGAUUGAGAGAGUUUUAAGUGUGCAAUAGUUCUGUUUUGUCUACUCUGUUCUUGUGGAGAAAGAAAACAAGAGUGACUGUGAGCUUUGGGGUUUGGCCUGGUGAAUGGCUUGUAAAGAUCUGUAACUAGUGUAUUCUACUGCUGUAAAUCUCUCUUUUUCAUAGUGGAUUUGACUAGGGAAGAUAAGUUCCCUGCCUUGGAGGUAGGAGUUCCUAAUUGGAAUCUCUGAACCAAGUAUAUUGGUGUAAUUUUGUUUCUGUUUACUUUAUUUCUGUCAUUAUUUUUCUUGUUCCUUUGCUGUGUGUGUAUUGUGUUCAAUUCAGAUAUCAAGCAAAGCUCUCACAAGUGGCAUCAGAGCCAGGUUCUGUGGCUGCUUUGAUAUCAAGAUCUCAAUCAAGAAAUCAUCAAGAUCAAGAACUCCGCAAUGGGGUCACACAUAGAGAUAGAGAAGUUUGAUGGAAAAGGGGAUUUCAACAUGUGGAGAAAAAAGAUGAGGGCUGUGCUGGUUCAUCAAAAGUGUGCACAAGCUCUUUUGGGAGAGAAGUCUCUGCCCGACACACUAACAACUCCCCAUAAAACUGAGGGAUGGUUUGAACUAGCCAGCGCUCGACAUUCCAUGGGUGCAUCACGUGUGAGCAGUGCAAUGUUGGACUUGAAUUCUCAUUCCGCUGCUACUUCAGUGCAAGCUGCUUCGGAUGAUGAUGAUGUUAGGAAAGCUCAAUUUGCAUUGUGCAAAUGGGGUUCCUUCAAUAAUGUAAAACUAAGGGAGGACAGCUUGCAGCUACGACAUCGGCGCUUAUCUCCAUUAUCUGAGUGAUUAGCUCAAGAAGAAGAACUCCGAAGUCAUAAAUAUCCUUCUUUGCAAAUUCCAGCUCCCAACUAUUCCCGCUGCUUGAAUCUGGAUCACUAGGAUUAUUGAGCUGCACUAGAAACAUUGCAUUACUGAAGUUUGAUAUUUUGGGCUCGAAAUUCUCAUCAAGUAAGAUAGUUGUGGAGGUGAUGUUUAAAUGAGCCAGGCAAGGAUCAGGCGAUGGUGGAUCCAGGUGAGUCCUCUUGCUACCCCAACCGCAAUCUUAAGCCUCAAAGGCCAUUCCAUUUCCACAGGCGUUGUUGUCUCAUAUAGUAGUGGUGGAUGUAGCCAGUCGUAGAGAUUCCCAUUUGAGAUGUACUUGUAAACCAGAAUCUGCUCUCUUCUUGGUAUGAAGCAGAAGCCUAAGAAUGGAACCAAGUUGAUGUGUCUCAACCUGCCUACACUCUUUAAUUCAGAGAUGAAAUGGUUGUGGAGUUGUUGAGAGGAAUCGAGUCUCUUCACCGCAAGGAAUAAGCAAUGAUUAUUAUGAUCAUUCAGCGUGGCCUUGUACAUGCGGCAACUCUUUCCAAAGCAGAUCAUAUUGUGGUUGCUGAAAUUGUUGGCGGCCUUGCGGAUUUCCUCGAAACUCAUUCGACAAACUGACUCUGGAAUCUGCCAAUGAUCCAUCAGUUUAGUAUACUCGUCAACUUCAACCUGCAACUUAAGUUGAGUUUUAUGCUAUCAUGAAACAUGUUAGAUAUGUAACACGAUUUUAUAUUGUCAAUAAAAUAAGUAAAAAUUAUUUAGUUUGAUAA
Molecule: messenger RNA, 2365 nt
Organism: Humulus lupulus (European hop)
Lineage: Eukaryota; Viridiplantae; Streptophyta; Magnoliopsida; Rosales; Cannabaceae
Exons: 7
Coding region: 1185-1577 (130 amino acids)
Biological process (GO): vacuolar proton-transporting V-type ATPase complex assembly
Cellular component (GO): extrinsic component of endoplasmic reticulum membrane
Source: RefSeq, a predicted model, not a curated record